Fusarium pseudograminearum CS3096 is the source of this 1740-nucleotide messenger RNA. RefSeq lists its product as uncharacterized. NCBI's taxonomy places the organism in Eukaryota, Fungi, Ascomycota, Sordariomycetes, Hypocreales, Nectriaceae. Gene Ontology annotation, cellular component: membrane. Gene Ontology annotation, molecular function: carbohydrate:proton symporter activity. The transcript is spliced from 3 exons. The coding region runs from base 1 to 1740 and encodes 579 amino acids. Gene Ontology annotation, biological process: transmembrane transport; carbohydrate transport. The record is from RefSeq and is a predicted model, not a curated record.
AUGGCCAUUGCCAUGGGCUGGCAGAAACCCGACAAUGUCGCGGGCUCGUCGGCGCCGGCCAUCAUGGUCGGUCUCUUCGUUGCCUCUGGCGGGUUACUGUUCGGCUACGAUACUGGAGCCAUCAACGGUAUCCUUGCCAUGACAGAGUUCAAGGAACAGUUCGGAAAACACACAAAUUGCGUCGAUGAAAACGGCGCCGUCGACAUUUGCACAAAAGACUCAUCCAUCAUUGUCGCUAUUCUAAGUGCUGGCACUGCCUUUGGUGCUCUACUCGCCGCACCUACCGGCGACUCACUAGGUCGUCGCAAGACUCUACUUCUGGCCGUCGCCAUCUUCUGCGUCGGUGCCAUCUUUCAAGUUGCUGCUAACAAUAUUGACUUGUUGCUGGUCGGAAGAUUCUUUGCUGGUGUAGGUGUUGGCCUUAUCUCUGUUCUCGUUCCAUUAUAUCAGUCCGAAAUGGCGCCCAAAUGGAUAAGAGGUACUCUUGUCUGCGCCUACCAGUUAUCAAUAACCUUUGGCCUUCUUGCUGCCUCCAUUGUCAACAUUCUCGCCUCCAAACUCAACAACUCAUCUGCAUACCGCAUUCCUCUUGGCCUUCAAAUCGUCCCAGCCAUUAUUCUUACCGGAGGUCUAUUACUGUUACCAGAAACACCUCGCUUUCUUGUUAAGAAGGGCUUGCAUGAAGCCGCCGGCCUAUCACUUAGUCGGCUACGACGACUCGACAUCACCCAUCCGGCACUCGUUGAUGAAUUGCAAGAGAUGAUUGCCAACCAUCAAUACGAACUAACAUUAGGUCCGGACAGCUACAAACAACUUUUUAUCGGCUCACCACAUCUUGGUCGACGAAUGUUUACUGGAUGCGGACUCCAAAUGCUUCAACAACUUACCGGUAUCAACUUUAUAAUGUAUUACAGCACAUCGUUCUUUGACGGCGCCGGCGUUGAAAGCCCUUACACCAAGUCACUUAUCAUCAACAUUAUCAACGUUGUAUCGACAAUACCAGGUCUAUUGGUCAUCGAGAAAUGGGGCCGACGAAGACUUUUGAUGAUUGGAGCCCUUGGUAUGGCUGGUUGCCAACUUCUCAUGGCAUCAUUCGAUACUGCGACAGGACAAAGCUAUGAGAAGGCGUCACAAACCAUCCUCAUCGCCUUUUGUGCCAUCAACAUUUUCUUUUUCGCUGCAUCUUGGGGUCCCGUGGUCUGGGUCGUCACUUCUGAAAUUUACCCUCUAAAAGUCCGAGCAAAGGCCAUGUCCGUUUCAACAGCAUCAAACUGGCUUCUCAACUUUGCCAUUGCUUACUGCGCCCCUUACUUGGUCGGCACAGGACCGGGCAACGCCUCCUUUGGUCCAAAAAUCUUCUUUAUCUGGGGCGCCUUUUGCAUUCUGGCCGUUUUCUUUGUGUGGUGCAUGGUGUAUGAGACGAGCAAGAUCAGCCUGGAACAGAUCGACGAAAUGUACGAACGUGUGAACCAUGCAUGGAACAGUAAAUCAUUCGAACCGAGCUGGAGUUUCCAGCAGAUGCUCAACGAUGGAUGGUCGCCAAGCGCUCAACCUCCAGCUGAUCACGAGCUUCAAACGACAACAAGCGCAUCAAGCGCAGAUACAACCUUGGGUGACGGCGAUGCGUCUUCCAUAACCGUUAGCCAGAGCAACAACAACAGUUCAUCGCCUAAUAACAACAAUGACCAGAACAAAGGUCCACCGGCCAUGUCAAUGGCCAAUGUUGACUUCAGCUACUAG